AUGGAGCCUAUUUCACAGGUGUCAUUGUCAGAAGAGAAGCAGAGACUUCAGAAGCAAGAGGCCGACGCUACAGUCUACUUGAAUUUCAUGAAAAGUCACCGUUGCUACGAUGCCAUUCCAACCAGCUGUAAACUGGUCAUAUUUGAUACCACAUUACAAGUAAAAAAAGGCUUUUUUGCACUGGUUGCAAAUGGGUUGAGGGCAGCACCAUUAUGGGACAGCAAAUUGCAGCGAUUUGUGGGUAUGCUGACAAUAACAGAUUUCAUCAACAUCCUCCAUUGCUAUUACAAGUCUCCUCUGGUCCAAAUGUAUGGUUUGGAGAACCACAAGAUCGAAACAUGGAGAGGUGAUUCACUUCGAAAUGUCUACUUGCAGUAUCCCAAUCCAUUCCUCAUUAGUAUUUCUCCAGAGGCCAGCCUCUUUGACGCCAUCUAUUCUUUACUAAGACACAAGAUCCACAGGCUGCCUGUGAUCGAUCCGGAGUCUGGGAAUGUCCUGCACAUUCUGACCCACAAAAGGAUCCUCAAGUUCCUCCAUAUAUUUGGGAAAAAGCUCCCCAGGCCGGCAUUUAUCCAGAGGCAGAUCCAGGAGCUGGGAAUAGGAACUUUCAGGAACAUUGCGACCGUCCAGGAAACGGCGUCACUUUAUGAGGCCCUCUCCAUAUUUGUGGAGAGGCGGGUGUCGGCCCUCCCAGUGGUGGAUGAACAAGGUAAAGUGAUGGCCCUCUACUCAAGAUUUGAUGUCAUUAAUCUUGCCGCUCAGAAAACGUACAACAAUCUGGACAUGACGAUGCGGGAGGCGGUUCGCAGGCGCUCGUGCUACAUUGAGGGUGUGAUAAAGUGCCAUCUCGAUGAAACUUUGGAAACCAUCAUUGACCGAAUAGUCACUGCAGAGGUCCAUCGGCUGGUCCUGGUGGACAGGGCUGAUGUGGUAAAGGGCAUCAUUUCACUGUCGGACCUGCUGCAGGCCAUGGUCUUAACCCCUGCUGGGAUCGAUACCCUUCUGUCCUAG
Molecule: messenger RNA, 1011 nt
Organism: Menidia menidia (Atlantic silverside)
Lineage: Eukaryota; Metazoa; Chordata; Actinopteri; Atheriniformes; Atherinopsidae
Source: the annotation of a GenBank genome assembly